Messenger RNA from Elephantulus edwardii (Cape elephant shrew), 963 nucleotides. RefSeq names its product asialoglycoprotein receptor 1 (gene ASGR1). The record is from RefSeq and is a predicted model, not a curated record. The transcript is spliced from 8 exons. NCBI's taxonomy places the organism in Eukaryota, Metazoa, Chordata, Mammalia, Macroscelidea, Macroscelididae. Gene Ontology annotation, molecular function: signaling receptor activity.
AUGACUGAUGACUAUCAAGGCCUUCAUCUGGACAAUGAGGAGAGCGACCAUCAUCAGCUCAGAGAGGGACCUCCUCCUCCCAGGUCCGUCCUGAGACGUCUCUGCUCCGGACCCUGCCUCCUCCUGGUCUCCCUGGUCCUCAGCGUCCUGCUGCUGGUUGUCGUCUGCGUGAUCGUAUCUCAAAACUCCAAGCUGCAGGAGGAGCUGCUGGCCCUGAGAGAGACAGUCAGCAACUUCACCGUGAACACUAAGGCUGAGGUCAAGGUGCUGAUCUCGCAGGGAGGCAGUGUGAACCGCAAGAUGAAGAAUCUAGAAUCCCAGCUGUCGAAGCAGGAACAGUUCAUGAACGAAGAUCACUCCAGCUUGCUACUCCACAUGAAACAUUUCGUGUCUGGCCUGCGCAGCCUGACCUGUCAGCUCUCUAUCCUCCAGGGCAAUGGUACAGAAAGGCCCUGCUGUCCCGUUAACUGGGUGGAGUUUGAAGGCAGCUGUUACUGGUUCUCUCGCUCUGGGAGGUCCUGGCACGAAGCUCAGAAGUACUGCCAGCUGGAGGAUGCUCACCUGGCCGUGGUCACCUCCUGGGAUGAGCAGAAUUUUAUCCAGCAUCAUGCAGGCUAUGCAAACACCUGGAUGGGCCUCACAGAUGAAAGCGGGCCCUGGAAAUGGGUGGAUGGGACAGACUACGAGUCAGGCUUCAAGAACUGGAGGCCGGAGCAGCCAGAUAACUGGUUUGGGCAUGGCCUCGGGGGAGGCGAGGACUGUGCCCACUUCACCGACAAUGGCCGCUGGAAUGAUGAUGUCUGCCAGAGGCCCUAUCGCUGGGUCUGUGAGACGAAGCUGGACAAGGCCAACUAGGAGCCUCCUCUCCCCCUAAUUUAUUUCCUCAAUGCCCUGACCUAUCCCAAGGUCCCGGGAUUGGGAAUCCUCCAAUCUGGGGACCCCUUUCACCAUCUAGAAUUGUAG